AUGCCGGCCAAAAAUAUCCCGCUUACCAAAAACCCGUCUUCCUCACGUAACAGUAUACAGAGCGGCUCAAAUGAUGAAGAGAAUUCAUCAUUAAAAAUUGUCAUAACUAAAAACACGCAGAACAAUCCAAACGAUAGCCCAGAUUGGAUAAUUAAAACCGGAAAACGUCAUAAUUCCCCAGGCAUUUCUCCUACAUCAAAAGGAACCAAUACCAAACAAAACAAAUUUACAUACACUACUCACAACCGCUACGAAGUACUCAACAUCUCAGAUAAUGAAACGGAAAAAAACACUGAAAAGGAGGGUGAAAACGAAAAUAUGCAAACCGAAAACACCAUACUGCCUCCAACUACUCCACCAAUAUUUAUCACCACACCAGUCAACUAUCAAAAUUUUUGCAACCAAAUAAAAACCUUAAUCGGCGACGAAGAAUUCCUAUGCAAAACCACAACCAAAAAUCUCAAAUUAACACUAAAAUCGUCUCAAUCCUUUCGUCAAGUAAUCAAAUUACUAAACGACAAUUCUGUGGAAUACUUUACUUACCAAGCGAAGGAAGAGAAAUCAUAUCGAGUAGUUAUUGUUAUUAAUCCGGCACCAAAUAACCCAGAAAUAUUUAAGCUAAGGACUAUUUGCCACUCAAUAGUCAAGAUCGAAGAACCUCAUUCCAGACGUGACAUACCUCAAUGCCACCGAUGUCAAAAUUACGGACACACGCGUACCUACUGCAAUCGCCAACCAAGGUGUGUCCGCUGUGGCCAAGCCCACCUUACCGACAUGUGCGAAAAAUCCAAGGAUCUACCGGCUACCUGCGCUAUAUGUGGGAAAGACCAUCCUGCCAACUACAGAGGUUGCGCUGUACACAAAGGACUCCAAAGAUCCAGAAACACGAAGGACGCUAGUAAGGACCCAUCCAUUCCAACCAUCUCCAGCCAACCAGACAACAACGAACAACACACUCAACAAAACAACUCAAAGGGUAAGCCCCCCAGCAAUGUCACCUUUCCUCGUACUUAUUCAGACACAGUCAAGUCAUCCAGCCCAUCUAAUCCUCAAAAAGGGGAGCCUAAUGAAACCCCACUUUCCACCCAACUCUCAUCUUUCCUCGAAAAUUUUCAAUCCCUUAUCACACCCUUAAUAAAUCUACUCACGACUCUUAUAAAUAAAAUUUUAAUCAAUAAUGAAAAUUAA
Molecule: messenger RNA, 1188 nt
Organism: Myzus persicae (green peach aphid)
Lineage: Eukaryota; Metazoa; Arthropoda; Insecta; Hemiptera; Aphididae
Exons: 1
Coding region: 1-1188 (395 amino acids)
Source: RefSeq, a predicted model, not a curated record